This is a messenger RNA of Aspergillus japonicus CBS 114.51, 1427 nucleotides long. RefSeq lists its product as uncharacterized. Gene Ontology annotation, biological process: protein phosphorylation. The transcript is spliced from 2 exons. NCBI's taxonomy places the organism in Eukaryota, Fungi, Ascomycota, Eurotiomycetes, Eurotiales, Aspergillaceae. Bases 72 to 1427 code for a protein of 451 amino acids. Gene Ontology annotation, molecular function: protein kinase activity; ATP binding. The record is from RefSeq and is a predicted model, not a curated record.
CUGAUCCUAUCGUACCUGAUAAUAAAAGCCCUUCUUCGCCCGAACCCCUUCACCUCUCCUCAUGACAAUCAAUGGUGCCUAUUCUCCAACUCAUUCUGAUCAUCAUCACACGCAUUCAGUAUCUCUUUUGCAUCACAUCACUACCACUGGUCAUGUCCCAGCCUGAAGUUGCGGAACAUCCAGUUACUCACCCUGCCCCAUUUCAGCUUACUGUUGCGGGGUUCGGCGAGAAAAAGGAUUGGGAAACAUACCACACCUACCUACCCAUCAACCCCGAACCCAAGUUCGCUCUUGCACACCAACGGUUCCAACUCGAUUUCAGCGGCUUCGGCCAUCGUGCCGAGCAGGGGGCCCUUCAGGCGGUAUGGGUGGGGCUUAUGGUGAAGGACAUGGAGGGCCUCAUGGAGACCGAAUACCUCAUUCUGAUCGACGUUCCUACGCAAGAACCGACGGCUUCAGCACCACAGAAUCCAAUCGUCCAGCAAUGCAUUGAGCUCUAUGUCAACCAACGCAUCUCCGAACUGGGCAGCCUCCUCGGCUCACUUUUUCUCCCCCCGGUUCUGGAGGAGAUGGGCCCCCGUCCCGACAACCUGGAAUCCUUGCUGGCGCGAUCCCAUCUUUGUUACCGUCUGCAGCCCGGAGCCGACGACGACGCGGUGACCUUCGAGCCAUGGGCGACUCCCAUCCUAAACGGAGAGAUUGACUGGACCUCCGAGAUCCUGGGCGAUAUCCUCCAGAAGGUCCCGAUCUUCGCACACUCGGACAUCGAGUCCUUCCGCGAGAUUAAACGCCGCAAGAUCUACGAGGUGGUGAUCAACGGGAAGACUCUGAUCUUCAAGUUCCCUCAGGUGACGGAAACCCUGGCUCGCGAGGUGAACAUUCUCCGGAAGAUGGCCGACCGUGAGCCCGGCGUCCGAGUGCCCAAGGUGGCGGGGAUCAUCGGCGUCCAUACCUCCCAGCCGGGAAUCUUGAUGACCUCGGUUCCUUCGGGGAUGGAUUUAUCAGUCGUUCUCGGGAGUGAUCCUGACAUCAGUCGGGCCGAGCGUCAGAAGUGGUAUGACCAGGUCUCGGAAAUGGUGCGGAUUCUGCACCGGAAUGGGUGCGCCUGGGGCGACGUCAAGGACGCCAAUAUCCUGAUUGAUGAGAAUCGUGACGCGUGGCUGAUUGAUUUUGAAGGAUCCCGGACCCCCGAUUGGGUUGAUGAGGACCUGAAAGGCACAGAGGCUGGGGACUUGCAAGGGCUGAAGAAGCUCCGUGAGGUUCUGAAGCUGGAAGCUGAAGAAGUGAUUAGUCUGCAGAUGAUUUUGAAAUUGUGCUCUUCUUUCUUGGGCAUGUGCGCUUUCCUGAUGAACUCCGUUCUUUGGUCCCUGGAUCACAUUCCGGGGGUUUUUCUCACUGGGAUUCUUGUUCUGCCCUUUGUUCGAUAG